This is a messenger RNA of Micromonas pusilla CCMP1545, 2139 nucleotides long. RefSeq lists its product as uncharacterized. Bases 1 to 2139 code for a protein of 712 amino acids. The transcript has 4 exons. The record is from RefSeq and is a predicted model, not a curated record. Lineage: Eukaryota; Viridiplantae; Chlorophyta; Mamiellophyceae; Mamiellales; Mamiellaceae.
AUGCCGCCCUCGCCGAGCCCGCCGUCGACGCCGUGGGAGCCCGACGACGCGCUCGCGGACCCCGCGCGCGUGACGCGCGCGCUCCUCCUCACCGACCGCGGCGCGCGCGGGCGCGACCUCGACGCGGAAACGCGAUCGAUCAAACUCGCGCGCGUUCUCGGGUUGACGUCGCCGCCGUCCGCGUCGUGCGAGCUCUUCUCCGUGCGUCUCGACGGCGCGGGGAUUCGAUGCGCGGGCGCGCCGCGGAUCGGCGGCGUCGAUCACGCGGACUGGGGCGCGACGCCGGCGAGCUACGCCGGCGUAGGCGAUCCCGAGGGUGACGCAGAUCGGCGGGAUCUAGUGCGCGCGCUGCAGGGGGUCGCGCUCUUCCCGCCGCCGCCGCCGUCGCGCCUCGUCCUUCUCCUCGCGCGGAUAACGCACGCGCUCCCGAUCGCGUGGCGCGUGACGCUCCACGAGGCGUACGAGUCGAUCUUUAACGCGAGCGCGGCGUCGGAUAUCGUCUGGCUCGGCGUCGAUAUCGACGCGCUCGCGACGAACGUCCGCGAGUGGCGCUUCGAGCGAAAGUUCGGCGGACGAACGCUCGUCGUCUGCGACGCGCCGUCCACGGUCCCGACCGGCGUCGCGCUGAAGCGGCGUUGCGGCGACGCCGUGUUCCUCGUGUCGCUGCGGCCGCAGGUGGGCGUCGCGGACGCGAGGUUCGAUCUCGUCGGCUCAGGACGGCCCUCGGGACGAGGAGGACGCGGAAGCGACGAGAGCCGACGGCUGCCGUUCGGCAAGGUGAGGGCGCGCGAGCGCGACCCGACGCCGCCGCCGCGCGUGCGCGUGGACCUGCGGAUCCUCCACGAGGCACGAGAACGCUGGCGCGUCGAGUUCACGCACCUGCGGAAAUCGCCGAGGCUCGUGAUGUACGUCACGCCGCCGCCCGUCGUCCGCGCGACGUCGCCGGCGCGUCGGCUCUGGGAGCUCUUGGCGCCGGCGACGGCGAAGAGGAAAGCCGUCGCCGAAGCCGACGCGAAGCUCGCGGCGUCGCUGUCGUCGUUCGUCCCGCGCGCGCGGCGGUCCGCGACGAAGCCCGGCGGCGGCGGGUUCGGCAGCGUCUUCGUCGCGUUCGCGCCGAGCACGACGCACGCGCUGCGCGUGGAGGUGUGCCGCGCGUUCGAGCGAGCGAUGCGCGACCAACGCGCGGCGGCGCCUUCGACGGCGACGCGCGAGGAUUUGAAAAAACCGUACGCGUGCCACGAGCUUCCUCGCGGGCAGGGCGUGGGGACGUGCGCGAGGACGGACUUGGCGAGCUACGUGGACUUGUUACCGCCGUACGGCCCGAGCGAGGUGGACACGACGGGGGCGGAGUACGUCCAGAAAGAGCCCAAGCCUUGGCCGAGGCGGAGGGCGUUUUGGGAGGAGUGGACGUUUUUGUUACCGAUUCGCCGGUGGCUCCGCGGGAAACCGAAGAGAUACCCGAGACCCGCGUUCGUGCCCAAAGCGAGCGACUUCUGGGUGUACGACGGCGCGAGAGGGAGCGUCGACGAUCCGUACGAGGGCGCGCUCGGCUGGGCGGACGCGCUGUGCGUCGUCGCGAGCGGCGCGGACGUGCUUCGCGAGGCGGAAGCCAUCGGCGUGCCCAUCUUCGUCGCCGCGUGGGACGCGUGCGUGAAGAACGGCGGCUCGCCCGCGGCGACGCUGAGCCACCUCGCGACGCUCGGUCUCGCGAGAGACGUCGACGACGCGCGCGUCUUCGAGGGCGAGAACUCGGAGAAGUGGCGCGGGAAGAGCGGCGGCGUCGACUUCUCGGACGCACCCAUCGUGGGGAGGGAGCCGCACAACGCUCGCGACGGCUGGGACGGGCACACGGCGGACGUGGUCGGGGAUAACCGCGACCGGGGCCCGUGCGUCGUCGACGACGUCACCGUGACCGCGGCACGGGUGUCCGCCGCGGUGGAGGUGAAACCGUGGAGGAUUGGGAUCGAGCCGGGGACGACCGGGGGACGGUACGAUCGAUACGCGCCGGGGAGCUCGUCGGCGAAGAGGGCGAAGGACGACGACGGCGGAGACGACGACGACGAGACGCCGGCGAGAGCGCUCGAGUUUGGCCUCGGCGACGACGGCGAGGUCGAGUGCGAGGGGUUCCUCUUCGACUGA